This is a messenger RNA of Carya illinoinensis, 2490 nucleotides long. RefSeq lists its product as uncharacterized. Lineage: Eukaryota; Viridiplantae; Streptophyta; Magnoliopsida; Fagales; Juglandaceae. The record is from RefSeq and is a predicted model, not a curated record. The transcript has 7 exons. The coding region runs from base 1 to 2490 and encodes 829 amino acids.
AUGAAUACAAUUAAUGUCCAGCAUGAUCCAUCUUUUAUUGUUGAUCCCUUGCCCAUGGAAAUGGUUACAGAAGGACUUCUCUCUACUGCUAACCCUACUAGUUUCACUUUUCAAUCCCAACCAUCUUUAGUGAAAAAGAAGUCCACAUGGAAAAGGAAGGCACGUGAGGGGCCAGGUUUAUCUGGUUUUCCUGAAGCUACUAGGAGGGUAGCAAGCUGGGAUCUUCUUAGAGCCAUCAAGCCUAUUGAUAAUGUGGCAUGGAUUUGCAUAAGAGAUUUUAAUGAGGUCUUAUAUAGCUAUGAAAAAUUUAGUGCUGCAGAUAGACCUUUCAGAUUGAUGGAAGCUUUCAGAAGUGCUAUGGAGGAUUGUGCACUGAGAGAGGUCCCUUUCCAGGUAGAUUUUUUUACAUGGAGCAAUAGCAGGGAGGGGAAUUCCUUUCCUAAAGAAAAAUUGGACAGGGCUUUGGGCAAUCAAUGUUGGUUUGAUGGCUUCCUAGAUGGCUUUGUGUCGACCCUAGUAGCUCAAAGCUCGGAUCAUGCACCAAUUUUUCUCUCAGUUAACAGUGAUGCUUCUUUCAGAGGUAUUGGCUCGAGACCCUUUAGAUAUGAGGCCAACUGGUUUAAAAGGGAUGGUUGUGAGGAUGUUGUUAAAAGGGCAUGGGGAAAUACUCUCCUACAACACUCAACGAUUAGAGAAUCUACUCAAGGUCUUCAAAGAUGUCAAGAGGAGCUUUUUAUGUGGAGUAAGGCUAAUAAUCAGAACCUUAAGCAUGUGAUCUUUACUAAGAGAAACCAGAUUAAGCAUUUGCAAAGUAUUAAUCAAGGGGAUAGAAACUCUGAAAUUUUUGAGCUUAAGAGGGAAGUUGACUCAUUAUUGGAGGAAGAGGAUUUGAGGUGGAAACAAAGGGCAAAGCAACUGUGGCUUAAAGAGGGUGACAAAAACACCAAGUUCUUUCAUAGAUGUGCUUCCCAAAGAAGGAAGGUCAAUUCAAUUAAAAGUAUUACAAAUGAUUAUGGUCGUGUGCUUGACAACCCAAAAGAGGUGAGCUCUUUAUUUCAAUCUUUCUUCCAACAUCUUUUUACUUCUAUUGAUCCUGCCAGUAUAGAUGUGUGCCUUCGGAAUAUGCAGACUGUGGUCACCCCCGAAAUGAAUGUUGUUCUUACUCAAGGUAUUUCUAAUUAUGAGGUUGAGAGGGCUGUUUUUACUAUGAAUGCUAUGGGAUCACUUGGCCCUGAUGGUUUUCCAGCUCUCUUUUAUCAAAAUCACUGGGAAGUGGUUGGAUCAGACAUAUGUGCAGCAAUCAAAGAUGGUUUCUUGUCAACUGAGUGGCCUCAAGAAUUCAAUGCAACUCAUAUUACUCUUAUUCCCAAAGUGAAAAAUCCUUCAAGAGUAACUGAGUUCAAGCCUAUAAGUUUAUGUAAUGUCAUUUAUAAUAUCUUAGCAAAGAUGGGGUUUGACUAUAAAUGGAUUGAGGUGAUUCUAAGAUGUGUAUAUACUAUUUCUUAUUCAAUACUCUUAAAUGGUAUCCCACAAAGCUCCUUUACACCUUCAAGAGGGAUUAGGCAAGGAGACCCUUUAUCUCCUUACCUUUUCAUUCUAUGUUCUGAAUCUUUAAGCAACUCGAUUCAAUAUGCUGAAAGUUCUGGAGCAAUUACUGGUGUUCCUUUGGGCAGAAAUCAUGCCAGUGGUCAAAGGCUAAACAAGUACAAAACUUCCAUACUGUUUAGCAAGAACACAAAGGCUAAAUCUCAAGUUCUCAUCACUCAAAUUGCAGGUUUCAGAGAUCUUGAGCAUUUUAACCUUGCUAUGCUGGCUAAACAAUGGUGGAGACUGCUUCAAUAUCCUGAGUCCCUUGCUGCAAAAGUUCUUUCUACCAAAUACUUCCCUGAUGGCCAGUUUCUCAAUGCUACAAUCACAAGGCAUCCAUCCCUCAUAUGGAGAAGUAUCAUGGCUGCAAAACCAUUGCUAGAGGAAGGCUUGUUUUGGCGUGUUGGAAAUGGUGCAAAUACUAAGAUUUGGCAUCACAAAUGGCUGCCUAUUCCUACCUCAUUCAAAGUUCAAAGUACUGUAGAAUUUUUGGAUCUAGAGGAAACAAUUUCAGCUUUAAUUGAUCAUGAAACCAAGACCUGGAGGACUGAAGUGAUUGACCACAUUUUUCUUCAAACAGAAACUGAGAUAAUUCGACAGAUUCCUAUCAGCUACUGUAAUAGCCUUGAUAAAAUUGUUUGGAGAUGUACCACUAAUGGAAUCUUUUCUGUUAAAAGUGCAUACCAUCUGCAACUAGAGCUUCAUCAGAGAGAGGCAUUUUGUGCUUUGCAUUCAGCGAGUCUAGCUGCUGAUAUUGAACUGAAACAAAUUAACCUUGAAGUUAACUUUAUUCCUAGAAGCUGCAAUAAUUUGGCUCACUGCCUAACUAAAGAUGCACUCAAUGUUCCUGAUGUCCUUGUUGAUAUAGAGGAUGUCCCUUCAUGUAUUGCAUCCUUAUUGUAA